Molecule: messenger RNA, 2940 nt
Organism: Rana temporaria (common frog)
Lineage: Eukaryota; Metazoa; Chordata; Amphibia; Anura; Ranidae
Gene: ORC1
Product: origin recognition complex subunit 1
Exons: 18
Coding region: 115-2778 (887 amino acids)
Biological process (GO): DNA replication initiation; mitotic DNA replication checkpoint signaling
Cellular component (GO): nuclear origin of replication recognition complex
Molecular function (GO): DNA replication origin binding; ATP hydrolysis activity; chromatin binding
Source: RefSeq, a predicted model, not a curated record
CCGCUUCCGCACGUGACGUUCGCUUUACUGGCGGGAAAAUCCAUCAUGCAAUGAGCUGAGCUGGCAGAGGAGGCGGUGAAGGAGAUCGCUGGGGGGCAGAGCAGGUCAGAAAUCAUGACAAAGUACUUUACCAGAGUUAAAAGGCGACGUGUGUACGGCUGGCAUGGGAGACCGGUGAUAAAGGACAGGAAACAGUUACACCUUCGAUAUGGGGGACUUGUUAUGAAAUCAAAUGAAAUUGAAACUACUAUUGUACCCGGGGACUUUGUACUGAUUGAGGGUGACGAUGAAGAGAGGCCCUUUGUAGCAAUUUUAAAAGAACUUUAUGAUGACGGUGCAGAAAAACAUGCCAGCAAACAUGCCACUGUACAGUGGUUUUUACGCUAUGAAGAGGUGCCCUAUAAGAAGAGGAAAUUGCUAGACAGGGAGCCUCACCCUCAGGAAAUUUUCCUUUAUGAAUCCAGUUCAUGUGACAAUGACAUUGACGCAGAGACCAUAAUUGGAACUGUUUUGAUAUCCCAGUUGAAGCCUGAUGAUCCUUUCCCUGAACCCAAGAAAUCUGAAAAUGUCUUGUUUCUGAAGCUGUCAUGGAAUGGAAAAUCUUUUAAACCUCUCACUGCCAGUGUUAUUAAAGCAAAAGAAGGGAUUGCUCUUAGCAAUGGUUCUCUACCUAAUAAAUCUCUGCCGACACCUAACUUUUACCCCAUGGAAGGCGACACCGCGGAGAGCAGACUAAUCACCCGCAGCGCCGCAAAGUCACAGAAAAAAGACACUGAAAUGGAAUCCCGCCAUUCAGCAUCUAAGAGCUCUCAUUCCAAGGACAGAGGGGCACAGAGACUACCCAAUGGAACCAGCACCCCUGGAGUCAGGAAGAAGCUGCAACUGAACAGUCCACCUAAAUCUCAGAAGACAGUUAAUAAAGACACCUUCCUGGAGGAUGAAUUUAAACCUCUGGACGCAGCUGCUCCUAAACGCAAAGUGGCUUUCUCUGGCCUCCCUGAUUCCCCUCCAAAGAAGUUUGUUGAUGAAGAGGACAUCUCUUCGUGCUUCAUCCCUCUACAACCUCAUAAAGAUUUACCAAAGCUUAACCUGAGAUUGACCCCUCUAAGGCGUACUGCCCUAGAAGAGCAAAAAUCGGAUAAAACCCCCAUUGAAAUGAUCAGUGGAAGAAAGCGUAUUGACAAGUCUGAAAAUUCAGCGGCAUCCAAGUCCAAAACGCCACAAAAACUGAAUGAUACACCAAAGAGAAGCACAAGUAGUUCCAGGAGGCCAUCAGAAGAAAUAAAUGGUGAGGACCCACAGACACCACGAUCGCGAAGGAAAUCUGCACAGGUGUCUGUUACCCGGAUUCGCAAACAGAUAAAAUUCCUGACAGAGAACGCCCUUGAUGAAAUGGAUGAAAGCGAGGAUGAUUGUAUUCUCCUUGAGGAUUCAGCUUUGACCAGCAGCAGUGAGGAUGAAAAUGAUAAUGGAGAACAAAGUGAUAAGAAAAAGUCUACCAAGAGAACUACUAGAAAAAGAGUAACUCCUCACACCCCAUCUUCUUCUCGAAAAACCUCAGCACAAACUCCAAAUAAAACUCCACGCUCCAAAAGCCAUGUUGCAACUCCCAAAAUCCCAGAGCGAAAUCAGCCAAUCCAAAAGCCUGCCAAUGUUCUGGAGGAAGCCCGCAUCAGGCUCCAUGUCUCUGCCGUACCAGAAUCUCUGCCUUGCAGGGAACAGGAGUACCAGGAUGUGUACAAUUUUGUGGAAAGUAAACUGCUGGAUGGAACUGGUGGGUGCAUGUACAUAUCUGGCGUUCCUGGCACUGGGAAAACGGCAACCGUGCACGAGGUGAUCCGGAGUCUGCAGCGGGCUGCAGAUGAAGAUGAGCUGCCGUCUUUCCAAUACAUUGAGAUCAAUGGCAUGAAGCUGACAGACCCUCAUCAGGCUUAUGUGCAAAUCCUGAAGCUCUUGACUGGCCAGAAAGCAACUGCAGACCACGCUGCUGCUCUGCUUGACAAGAGAUUCAGCACACCUGCCUCCAAAAGGGAGACCACUGUAUUGCUGGUGGAUGAGUUGGACCUUCUUUGGACCAGAAAGCAGAAUGUUAUGUACAGUUUGUUUGACUGGCCCACUCGGAAACAAGCAAAACUGAUUGUACUGGCCAUUGCAAACACCAUGGAUCUGCCAGAGAGGAUAAUGAUGAAUCGGGUAGCCAGCAGGCUGGGCCUCACAAGAAUGUCAUUCCAGCCUUACACUCAUAAACAGCUGCAACAGAUAAUCACCUCUCGCCUGAACCAUGUCAAGGCAUUUGAUGAUGAUGUCAUUCAGCUUGUUGCCAGAAAGGUGGCUGCAUUGUCUGGUGAUGCACGUCGCUGUUUAGACAUCUGUCGCAGGGCAACAGAGAUCUGUGAGUUCUCUAGCAAAAAAAGUGAACCAUCCUUGGUAAAAAUGCCACAUGUCAUCUCAGCCUUGGAUGAAAUGUUCUCCUCCCCUUACAUCAUAGCAGUCCGGAGCUCUUCUGUAUUGGAGCAAUGUUUUCUCAAAGCCGUCAUUGCAGAGUUUAGAAGAUCUGGUCUUGAAGAAGCCACAUUUCAGCAGGUAUACCACCAGCAUAUUGCACUGUGUAGGAUAGAAGGACUGCAGCCCCCUACUAUGUCAGAGACCAUGGCGGUGUGUCUAAGACUAGGAGCCUCGCGUCUCCUCCUGGUCGAGUCCAGCAGGAAUGACUUGCACCUAAGAGUGAGGAUCAACGUCAGCCAGGAUGACAUUAUGUACGCCCUCAAGGACGACUGAUCACUUCCACAAUUUGUCUAGCUAAAGUUUUUCUAAGAAAGGUUGUAGAUAAAAUGUGCAUCAUUUGGUAAUAAUGUUAUUGUGUAUAUAGUGUUUUUAAAAAUGUUUUAACUCUUGUCGUAUCCUAAUUAAUUUAUAAUAAAGAUUUGUGUAUGUUUUAAA